Acanthosepion pharaonis is the source of this 807-nucleotide messenger RNA. The record is from the annotation of a GenBank genome assembly. NCBI's taxonomy places the organism in Eukaryota, Metazoa, Mollusca, Cephalopoda, Sepiida, Sepiidae.
AUGGAGUCAGCAUUAUUAUUAAGUGACACAACUUUGGCUGAUAAAAUAAAAAAGGAAACUCUACUAAAGGAAAAUAUAAAAAGUCGUAGCAAGUCUACUGCUUCCUCUUCAUCUGAUGGUGGUGAUAUUGAAAUUGGUGAUCGACUUAUUGUGGCAGGACAGAGAAAAGGAACUGUACGAUUCUCUGGAGAGACACAGUUUGCAUUAGGAUGGUGGUAUGGAGUAGAACUUGAUCGCCCUGUGGGCAAGAAUGAUGGGUCUGUCAAUGGGAUCCGUUACUUCACAUGUAAGUCAAAAUAUGGGGUGUUUGCACCACCCUCAAGAGUUCAGAAACUUGGAGAGAAGAAAUUUAGCUCAUCUGAAUCUUUGGAUACAAUUAAUUGGGGGGCUGUUUCAGAAAAAAAUGAGAAGCGGUCAUCAAGUAGUAGUAGUAGUAGUAGAAUACGAACUCCAACAAAACAGAUGAAAAAUGCAAGCCCCAAAAUUGCUCGUGUUCCGGGUGCUAGUUCUGACCUUAAGCUAGAAGUAGGAAUGGGAGUUUUUUGUAAUAAUGAGUUAGGUGUUAUUCGAUACAUUGGAUCAACAGAUUUUGCUGAUGGAAUUUGGAUUGGAGUUGAACUUCGAACUGCAAAAGGGAAGAAUGAUGGCAGUGUGAUGGACAAGCGUUACUUUUUAUGCAAGCCAAACCAUGGUUUAUUGGUGCGACCAAGUAAAAUCACUGUACGAGGAAUAAAUGGGGCCAAACUUAUGGGUGACACCUUAUCAGAGAAAGAAAACAGCAUUAAUGGGGAUGUAAAGGAAAAAUAA